GUUCUUCAUCUAUGAUAUCUGCCAACUAUCAUGUCCCCACUUUAACUGGGGAUAACUUUAAGACCUGGAAAGAAUCAAUUUUGAUUCAUUUGGGCUGUAUGGAUCUAGACUUGGCAUUAAGGGUAGACCAACCUGCUUCUCUUACGGAGAAAAGCACUAUUGAGGAAAAACAGUGCUUUGAGAAGUGGGAAAGGUCUAAUCGCCUUAGUCUAAUGAUCAUAAAGAAAAGCAUUCCAGAAAUUUUUCGAGGAACGAUAUCUGAUGAUAUCACUUUGGCUAAAGAGUUCCUUGUCGAGAUUGAAAAGCGCUUUACCAAAAGCGAUAAGGCGGAAAUGAGUACUCUUUUAAAGACACUCAUUACCAUGAGGUAUCUCGGCAAAGGUAACAUAAGGGAGUACAUCCUCAAGAUGUCCAAUAUUGCUUCUAAAUUGAGGGCACUAAAGUUAGAUCUUUCGGAGGACAUGCUUGUCCUAUUGGUCCUGCUCUCACUUCCUACUCAAUACGAUCAGUUUAAGGUCAGUUAUAACUGCCAAAAGGAGAAGUGGACUCUUAAUGAGCUCAUUUCUCACUGUGUUGAGGAAGAAGACAGAAUGAAGCAUAAAAGGGCUGAGGAGGUACAUAUGGUUGGUACCUCGAAAGAUCCUGGUGGCUUUAAAAGAAAACAUAAGGCCGUUAAGGUUGAGACUGCAACUAAGGGUCCAGAUCCUAAGGUUAAACCGGAGGAAAUUUUAUGUUUCUUCUGUAAGAAAUCUGGACAUCUAAAGAAAGAUUGUGCUAAAUAUUCCGCCUGGCGCGUGAAGAAAGGUACAUUCUUUAAUUUGGUUUGUUCUGAAGUUAAUUUUGCUUCAGUACCUAGAAACAUUUGGUGGUUAGACUCUGGUUCAACUACUAACAUCAGUGUUUCAUUGCAGGGUUGCCUGAGCUACCGAAAACCAACUGAUGCUGAAAGACGCAUUUACUUUGGAAAUGGUGAAUCGGUAAGUACUGGAUAUUUUGUAGAAUUAAAAGACACUUUUGUUAUACCGUCUUUUAGACGGAAUUUGAUUUCUGUUUCUUAUUUGGACAAAUCUGGUUAUUGUUGUUCAUUUGGAAACAAUAAAGUUGUGUUGUCUUUUAAUUCUAAUGUGGUUGGUUUUGGUACUUUUAUGGCAAAUGAUAAUUUAUAUAUGCUAAAUACUAUAACUUCCUAUAAUGAAACCCUCAAUGUGGAAUCAAAAGGUACAAAGCGAAAAUUAGAUGAAUCAAGUUUGCUAUGGCAUAAACGUUUGGGUCAUAUUUCGAUAAAUAGAGUUGAAAGACUCAUUAAGGAUGGAAUUCUUGAUUCUAUUAAUUUCUCGGAUUUUGAUGUUUGUGUCAAUUGUAUUAAAGGUAAACAAACCAAAGUAAAGAGGAUAGGUGCUUAUCGAGCUACGGAAGUCUUAGAGUUGAUACAUACGGAUAUUUGUGGGCCUUUUCCUACACCUUCGUGGAAUGGUCAACAAUACUUUGUAUCAUUCAUAGACGAUUAUUCUCGAUAUUGUUAUUUAUACCUCAUAUGGGAAAAAUCUGAGGCAUUGGACAUGUUCAAAGCAUUUAAGGUUGAAGUUGAAAAUCAACUCAGUAAACGCAUUAAGAUCAUCAGAUCUGACCGUGGAGGUGAAUAUUACGGCAGAAAUGAUGGAUCUGGUGAACACCGUCCAGGCCCAUUUGCUAACUUCCUUAAGGAGUGCGGAAUAGUUCCUCAGUAUACUAUGCCAGGUUCGCCUAGCAUGAAUGGAGUUGCUGAGAGACGAAAUCGCACAUUAAAGGAUAUGGUUCGAAGUAUGAUUUGCCAAUCUACUUUGCCACGAUCCUUGUGGGGGGAGGCACUAAAGACUGCAGUUUACAUACUAAAUCGAGUACCAACUAAUGCAACAGCUAAAACACCCUAUAAAUUAUGGACUGGGCGUAAGCCUAGCUUAAGGCAUUUUAGGGUGUGGGGUUGUCCAGCUGAGGCGAGGCCUUAUAGGUCAAAUGAACCAAAGCUAGCUCCUCGUACGGUUAGCUGUUAUUUCAUUGGUUACUCAGAACAGUCGAAGGGGUAUAAAUUUUAUGAUCCCACAUCAAGAAAUAUUUUUGAGACGGGUACUGCCACGUUCUUUGAGGAUGUUGAGUUUGGGGGGAGAAAUACAGUUUCAGACUUUACUUUUGAGGAUCAAGAAAUCACCAAAGUGGUUGACCCGAUUCCUCAAGAGGAAAUAGUCAUUCCAGCUCCCAUACAGUUUCAAAAUACUUCUGAGGAGAUUGUUCAUUCUGAACCUGAACCUCAGCAUGUACCUAUAGAACAAACUCAACAAACUCAAGAACAUACAGUUCAAGAGCCAAUGCUUUUGCGGAGAUCCACUAGAGAACGUAGAAAUGCCAUUCCGGAUGAUUAUUUGGUAUUUCUUCAAGAAAAUGAGGAUGUGGGUGACUUGAAUGAGAUUGAUACAGUUUCAGACUUUACUUUUGAGGAUCAAGAAAUCACCAAAGUGGUUGACCCGAUUCCUCAAGAGGAAAUA
Striga hermonthica is the source of this 2519-nucleotide messenger RNA. NCBI's taxonomy places the organism in Eukaryota, Viridiplantae, Streptophyta, Magnoliopsida, Lamiales, Orobanchaceae. The record is from the annotation of a GenBank genome assembly.